This is a messenger RNA of Octopus sinensis (East Asian common octopus), 495 nucleotides long. RefSeq names its product ubiquitin thioesterase OTUB1. Gene Ontology annotation, molecular function: ubiquitin binding; cysteine-type deubiquitinase activity. The transcript is spliced from 4 exons. Lineage: Eukaryota; Metazoa; Mollusca; Cephalopoda; Octopoda; Octopodidae. Gene Ontology annotation, biological process: protein K48-linked deubiquitination. Bases 1 to 495 code for a protein of 164 amino acids. Gene Ontology annotation, cellular component: nucleus. The record is from RefSeq and is a predicted model, not a curated record.
AUGGAUCAAUUCGUGUUUCUUCCGCUCUAUCUGGGCGUGGUUCUGGAGAACUUAUUACUUUUAAGUGCUGCUGCAAUUAUGUUGUUUGGGGAGUCACCUUCAACAAUCUUCCAAGCGCGGACUAACAAUUGCAAUUCUUUUGCGGACCAGUUCCGUGACAUCUUAGCUUGGGAUACAGUUGUUUGUUCUCAGCCUCUUAUGAGUGAUCGACUUCCUUUGAAUCAACUCAUGAAAGAUUAUGCAGAGGGAGAUUAUGUAUAUCAAGAAAAAUUGAAGGAUCUCCAAUCUCGCUAUAGAGAUUUAAGGCGAACACGAGGUGAUGGCAACUGUUUUUAUCGCGCAUUUGGGUUUUCAUAUUUAGAAAAACUUUUAGAUGAUAAAUCUGAUUUACCAAGGUUUAAAGAGGUUAUUCAUCAAAGUAAAGAAGACAUGGUUAAUUUGGGCUUUCCUCAGUUUACAUUGGAAGAUUUUUAUGAUACAGUGAGUUUUCUUUAA